GAAGAGAUACCGAAUCAGUGUACUUUGGCAGCAGCCUCAAGUUAGUUUUAGAGCUUCUUUACCAUAGUCGUAAAAUUUAGAGAGUUGUCAUUGCAGAGCGCUGCUGCCCAGAAUGACCGAAGCUGGACGGUGAGAAGCUGACGGUCGGGAUCCAUCAUUAAUAUGUCGUUUUAAAUCUCAGAGGAAGACUUAAUCAGGGGUUUUCUCUCUAGAGUUACAGCCAUGUCUCUGCUUUGUGUUAGAGUAAAGAAAGCUGUUCUCCAUGGACCUCCAGAUAAGUUUAAUGCUUAUGUCACACUGAAGGUCCAGAAUGUCAAAAGCACCACCAUCACUGUGCGUGGAGACCAGCCGUGCUGGGAGCAGGACUUCAUGUUUGAGAUCAGUCGGCUGGACCUGGGGCUCAUUGUGGAGGUGUGGAAUAAGGGACUCAUUUGGGACACCAUGCUGGGCACCUCCUUCAUUCCGCUGAAUGGGGUGCGCCAGUCAGAUGAGGAGGGGCCUGGCGACUGGACAUAUCUGGACGCAGAAGUCUUGAUGAAGGCAGAUGAGAUCUACGGCACCAAGAACCGAACGCCCCACAAAGUCCUGAUGGACACGCGCUUUGAGCUGCCUUUCGAGAUUCCUGAGGAUGAGGCUCGUUACUGGACAAGGGAACUGGACCAGAUCAACACCAUGGGCAUCCAUGAUGAGUAUCCGCUCCAUGAUGAUGGUCACAGCCAGACACUACCCUCCACGACAUCACAGUGCUGCAACUAUUUUGGAUGGGUCAACUCGCCGACUUUGGAUGAUUUGGACAGUGCUGUGGAUGACCGGGACAGUGACUACCGCAGCGAGACGAGCAACAGCCUGCCCCCGCGGUACCACACCACGGCCCAGCCCAACUCCUCUCUGCACCAGUACCCCAUGGGCCCACGGCACCAGCUGAACCAGCUGGACUCCUGCACGGACUCUGUGCACAGUCUGGAGCUGGACUACCGGGAACACCAUGUUAGCAGCCCAGUGGACAGCAGUCGCUUCGGCUCAUCUGGUAACCUAAGCCAAGGUAGCUCGCAGCUAAGUGAGACCGGUCAGGAGAGUGCUGUUGGAUCUGAACUGGAGGAGUCCCAUCAUUCCUACCACAGUGGCUACCGCCUCAACAGUAAUGGGCACUUGCCCACAAAUGGACACUCUCACUGGGGAGAGGAUGAUGGGAUGAAACCCCCUUCCCUGGUUGGUUCCCUCAAGAGAGACGUCAUCUCUCCACUGGAGAGGAAGUCUGAGAAAUCUCUUAAAUGUUUCCAGGAUGAAGGUCCUCCUCUGCCAUUCACCCCCUCCAGGCUCCGCUGGCUGAAGGCCGUCAACAAAGUGAGAGUUCAGCUUCAGGAGGGAGCUGUCCAAAGCUGCCCUGACGUGACUCCGCUAAACAGCGGCUUCGCGAACAGCGGCGUCCGGCAUCUGAGCAACAGUAAUGGACACGAUGACACAGAUGCCACGGGAAUCCCCCCAAACAAAAAUGGGACCCGGCUUCAGAAAAAAGAUCCAGAAGUUUUUAAAUGGUCCCGGGGAACAGCCCAUACACAACUCACAAUAUACCCCUAUGGAGCUGGAGGAGGAGGAGGAGGAGUGGAGGAGGACGUCACUUUAUGCAAGCCGAGACGUAGACCCACCAGCUAUCACUCAGGCAUGCGGUCUAUGCCCAAUGGCCACAGUCGUGUUUGUGCCUCCAGUAAGUCCUUCAUCGGAGAGGUGGAGCUAAAUCGGGAGGGAAAUGUCAGGAUACCAUGCACUAUCCAACACAAUGGGCCCAUGGCAGAUCAGCAGGGGUCAGGGGAGGAGAGCAGCUCGGACUAUGUUGACCAAGGAAAGACUGCGGAAGCCACUCUGAGCCCUAGAAGAAGAAGCACUGGAAGAGAGGAAGAGAUGGAAGAGAGGCUCAGGGCAACAACGCGAGAAGGGUCGAGCACUAUAGUCGAGCAUAUUCUGAAAGAGCUGCAGGGCAUCAAUAAAAUUCAGGAAGAAAUCUCCGACCUCAGGCAGUACCUGUCCUCUGUCAAGGGCUCUGUGGAUGAAGUGUCGUGUUGUGUUGACGCUGUGUUGACAGAGAUUGAGGAGAUGUACACAGGAAAUGCUUAUGGUCCCCACAUGUCUCCAAGAACAAUGGGACGUCAUGCAAGUCCCCGUAGACCGGUAGCCACCCUACCGAGGAGACACAGCAGCCCACCUGUUAACCAGUACACCUUCCCCAAGGAUAAGGAAAGAGCAAUAGAGAGAGCCUUGCAGCAGAAGAGAGAGGUUGUAGCGUCUUACCAAGGUGUGGCUGCCGCCACAAGGCAAUGGCCUGAACGAGCAUCCUCACCUCGCAGCUCAGGGUCUCCAGUUUCAGGAGGUCAUACAUCCCGGCUCCCUUACCUGGAUAGGCGGUACGCUGCAGACUUCCAGAGCACUAGCUCGCUAUCCUCCUGCCCCAGCUGCAGGGCUGCGAGACGGGAGGACCAAUAUCGCUCGAGGAGCGCAGGCCUGCCAGCCAGCGCGAGCGAAUAUGGUGCAUGGAGUGGCGAAGCCGGGUGGAGCGAAGAGGACGCCUGUUCCUGCCACUGUAGCCUGGAAGAGGGCGAGACUUGUCGAGGGUCAGACACCGGCGAUGGAUACACUGGUGCGGACACCAGCAGUACUCCGGGUCACUCGUCUCGGAGCAGCUCCGAGCACCUUUCCCUGCUCUUCGGACGGUACUACGACUCCGCGUCGAGCUCUUCAAGUGUAGUGGACUGGAAGGCGCCAAGGGCGCAAUCGUUGGCGGGCGUGGAGUGUGACUGCACCCCCAACUGCCCUUACUCCCGCAGCUCCGGGUACCACACUAUAGAUGCGUAUGCAGAUGAUCUUGGCAGCGGUCCCUCCAGGAGUCUCAGUCACUCCACGGUGGCACUGACCGACUACGAUGCACACUCGACCUGUGAGCGUUGCCUCUCAGCGGAGCGUCUGGACGCGGACUCUGCCGAGAGUACCGAGAGGGAGUGGCCCGAGCGGGUUCCGUGUCAGGAUGCCAGUGAGGAGGACUGGGGGAACACGCCGGAGGACCCCGAGAUCGAGAGCCCCAACGCGGAGUAUGAUGUGAAGAAGCUGGGGCACGCCAUGACGACCUUUAGAUCAGCCCUGCACGGAGCUAUGAAGGAACUCGACGCGCCCGACUCCCAUGGGUACCCUUAUGACGAGACCCUAUCAGACACUGCGUCAGUUGAUGGCUACCCUCAGAGAGCCCUCAGAGAGCCUCUUGAAGACAAGCAUGCUAUGCGAAGGGAGGGGAGAGGGCAUCCCAGAAAUGUCUUUGAUGUCUCCCCCUCGCUGCCUCAGCUGGACCAAGUCAGUGAAGCCUCCCUCAGGCUGGAUGACCACCAUAAUCAAGGGGUAUCAGAGGAUCAAGCUUAUGCCCAUCAAACACUCAGUGCCCCCGAGUCCCCUGUGAGCCCGGCCUACCCUCGCUGCGCCCAUAAAGGGAGCCUCUCCUUUGAACAGUCUCCCAGUAGGAGAGUUCGCCAUGGAGACCCACAGUCUUACACUCCGGAAUGUCCAUCAGAAGUCAACGCAGAGAGGGUGGGGCUGGACUCAGAGGGGGUGGAGCCUAAUCUGGAGAUGACAGAGGGAAGUCCGGACAGGGCUGUUUUUGCCCAGUCAAAGUGGCAGAGCAGCUUUAAGGAGGUUCUCAAGGAAAAAAAAGAAACCAGGCGUCGACUGUCAAGGACUGGACAAGAUUCCAAGUCCAUAUUUUCUGAUGAAGAAUCUUAUCUAGAGGGAAGUAAAGAAGACGUUCAGGGCCAUGAAAAUGGAGACAACUCCAAGCAAGCCUGGGUCAAAGCAGGGGGUGGCAGUGGACUGUUUGGGAUUGAUAGCAUGCCAGACCUGCGCAAGAAGAAGCACAUCCCUCUGGUCAGCGAUGUGUCCCUGGUGCAGGCCAGAAAGGCUGGGAUUGCCUCGGCCAUGGCCUCCCGCUCCUCCAUCAAGGACGAGGAACUGAAGACCCAUGUGUACAAGAAGACGCUGCAGGCUCUCAUCUACCCUAUCUCCUGCACCACGCCGCACAACUUUGAGGUGUGGACGGCCACCACGCCCACCUACUGCUACGAGUGCGAGGGCCUGCUCUGGGGCAUCGCCCGGCAGGGCAUGCGCUGCUCCGAGUGCGGCGUCAAGUGCCACGAGAAGUGCCAGGAGCUCCUUAACGCCGACUGCCUCCAGCGCGCUGCGGAGAAGAGUUCCAAGCACGGGGCCGAGGACCGCACCCAGAACAUCAUAAUGGCCAUGAAGGACCGCAUGAAGAUCCGAGAGAGGAACAAGCCGGAGAUCUUCGACAUGAUCCGCGACGUCUUUGUGGCCAGCAAGUCCCUCCACGGGCAGCAGAUGAAAAGCAUCAAGCAGAGUGUGCUGGACGGGACCUCCAAGUGGUCGGCCAAGAUCACCAUAACAGUUGUGUGUGCCCAGGGACUGCAGGCCAAAGACAAGACGGGCUCCAGUGACCCCUAUGUCACGGUGCAAGUGGGCAAGACCAAGAAGAGGACCAAGACCAUCUAUGGCAACCUCAACCCUGUCUGGGAAGAGAAGUACCACUUUGAGUGCCACAACUCGUCGGAUCGCAUCAAGGUGCGUGUGUGGGACGAGGACGAUGACAUCAAGUCCCGUGUGAAGCAACGCCUGAAGAGGGAGUCGGAUGACUUCCUGGGUCAGAGCAUCAUCGAAGUGCGCACCCUCAGCGGUGAGAUGGACGUGUGGUACAACCUGGAGAAAAGGACGGAUAAGUCAGCCGUGUCAGGGGCCAUAAGGCUUCAGAUCAGUGUGGAGAUCAAAGGAGAGGAGAAGGUGGCUCCAUACCAUGUCCAGUACACCUGUUUACAUGAGAAUCUCUUCCAUCACAUGACGGACGUCCUGGGACAGGGUGUGGUGAAAAUUCCGGAGGCCCGUGGCGACGACGCCUGGAAGGUUUACUUUGACGACGUGGCACAGGAGGUGGUGGACGAGUUCGCCAUGCGCUACGGCAUCGAGUCCAUUUACCAGGCCAUGACGCACUUUGCCUGUCUCUCCUCUAAGUACAUGUGUCCAGGAGUUCCUGCCGUCAUGAGCACCCUGCUGGCCAACAUCAACGCCUUCUACGCCCACACCACCGCCUCCACCAACGUCUCGGCCAGCGACCGCUUCUCCGCCUCCAACUUUGGGAAAGAUCGGUUUGUGAAACUUCUGGACCAGUUGCACAACUCCCUGCGCAUUGACCUCUCCACAUACCGGAAUAAUUUCCCAGCCAGCAGUAAGGACCGUCUGCAAGAUCUCAAAUCCACUGUGGACCUCCUGACCAGCAUCACCUUCUUCAGGAUGAAGGUGCAAGAGCUGCAGAGCCCCCCCAGGGCCAGUCAGGUGGUGCGUGACUGUGUUCGGGCGUGUCUUAACUCCACUUAUGAGUACAUCUUCAACAACUGCCAGGAGCUCUACAGCCGCCAGUACCCCCAAGAUAUGAACAAAGAGCUUCCACUGGAGGAACAGGGCCCGAGCAUCAAGAACCUGGACUUCUGGCCCAAACUCAUCACCCUCAUCGUGUCCAUCAUCGAGGAGGACAAGAACUCGUACACACCUGUUCUCAACCAGUUUCCGCAGGAGCUUAAUGUGGGGAAGCUGUGCGCUGAGGUCAUGUGGGUCCAGUUCUCCCAGGACAUGAAGUACGCCAUGGAGGAGCAUGAGAAGCAUCGCCAGUGCAAGAGCGCCGACUACAUGAACCUGCACUUUAAGGUCAAGUGGCUCUAUAAUGAGUAUGUGAAGGACUUGCCCACCUUCAAAGGGGUCGUGCCCGACUACCCAGGGUGGUUCCAGCAGUUUGUUCUGCAGUGGCUGGACGAGAACGAGGACGUCUCCAUGGAGUUCAUGCACGGAGCGCUGGAGAGGGACAAGAAGGAUGGGUUCCAGCAGAUGUCUGAGCAUGCUCUGUUCUCCUGCUCCGUGGUGGACAUCUUCACCCAGCUCAACCAGAGCUUCGAGAUCAUCAAGAAGCUCGAGUGCCCAGACCCCAAAGUCCUGGCCCUCUACAGCCGCCGAUUCGCCAAGACUAUUUCCAAAGUCCUGCUGCAGUACUGUGCCAUUUUGACCAAGAGCUUCCCAUCUUACUGUGACAAAGAGAAGAUACCCUGUGUUCUCAUGAAUAAUGUUCAGCAGCUUCGGAUUCAGCUGGAGAAGAUGUUUGAGUCUAUGGGAGCCAAACAGUUGGAUGUGGAAGCCAGUGAUCUUCUGAAUGAGCUGCAAGUCAAGCUGAACAAUGUGCUGGAUGAGUUGAGCACCAAAUUUGGAAACACGUUCCAGAACCGUAUAGAAGAGUGCAUGCGUCAGAUGGCUGGCCUCCUCUACCAGAUCAAAGGGCCGGUGAAUGCCAACAGCCGCAACACAGUAGAGGCUGACUCAGACAACACGCUUCGGCCGCUCAUGGACUUCCUGGACUUAAAGCUGACACUGUUUGCUGCAGCAUGUGAGAAGACGGUGUUGAAGAGAGUUCUGAAGGAGCUCUGGAGGAUCGUCAUGAACAGCCUUGAGAAGACCAUCGUCCUGCCUCAGGGCAGUGACACCUUUGGAACCCAGAUCCUCUCUGCAGCCAAAGAGCUCGGCCAGCUCUCCAAACUCAAGGAUCACAUGGUAUCUGGAGAGGCCAGAAGCCUCACACCCAAACAGUGCGCUGUUAUGGAUGUUGCCCUGGAGACCAUAAAGCAAUACUUCCAUGCGGGUGGGAACGGGCUGAAGAGAGCCUUCCUGGAGAAGAGCCCUGAGCUGUCCUCCCUUCGCCACGCCCUCUCUCUCUACACACAGACCACCGACGCACUCAUCAAAACCUUCGUCACCACACAACAUGCGCAGGGCUCAGGAGUGGACAAGCCAGUGGGUGAACUGUCCAUUCAAAUAGACCUGUUUACCCAUCCUGGAACAGGAGAACACAAAGUCACUGUCAAAGUCGUGGCUGCUAAUGACCUCCAGUGGCAGACCUCGGGCAUGUUCCGUCCGUUCGUGGAGGUCAGCAUGAUAGGCCCGCACCUGAGCGACAAGAAGCGCAAGUUCUCCACCAAGUCCAAGAACAACAGCUGGGCCCCCAAAUUCAACGAGACAUUCCACUUCAUUCUGGGUAACGAGGACGGGCCGGAGUGCUACGAGCUGCAGGUGUGCGUGAAGGACUACUGCUUCGGCCGUGCGGACAGCAUGGUGGGCAUGGCCGUCAUGCAGCUGCGGGACGUUGCCCACAGGGGCAGCUGCGCCUGCUGGUGCCCGCUGGGCUCGAGCGUCCACAUGGACGAGACGGGCCUCACCGUCCUGCGCAUCCUCUCCCAGCGCUCCAACGACGAGGUCGCCAAGGAGUUCGUCAAGCUGAAGUCGGAGACGCGGUCAGCAGAGGGGGAGGCCAGAUGAGAUGAGAUUGCUCAUGCCACGUGUGUGUGACUGUGUGUGUGUGGGGGGGGAGUUGUCAGGGAGAGGGUUAUGGGAGGGUGGGGGAGCGUAGGAAUUUACCAGGGAUUUUUAAAUCAGUACAAAACAGAUGUACUGUUCAAACAGUACCUUCUGAUUAGGAUCAUGAAUUCACAGCCAUCAGGUUUUCAGAGUGUGGAUACCUAUUAGAGACUUAGUUACUGCCAAUGGGAUACCCACUUGAGACCACCCUCAACCAGGGAGUAUCUCAAAAGGACAAGGACUUCUUCCUCAAACUCUGCCUCCCACACAAAAGGACAAUUUUAGUUUUAGGGGGUUUUUGUUUGUCUUUUUUGACGUGAUGGUUAUCCUCUGCCUUCCAAACUGACCACCAUAAUCUACUCGACUGUUUCUGGACUGAAGCUUGUGCAUCAGCUUCUUCUCGCCGAAUCCAUGACACCCAGCCUCCUCCAUCUCUCUUCGCUGUCCUCCUCUCUCACGUGCUCAUUAUGUUCUCCUGUUUUGAUGGAUAGUGUAUUACCACUGUAGAUGGGUCUGCCACAUUGUGUAGCGCACGUCCGUUUCCAGUCGUACUCUGCACCAGUAGAGCAUACAGCGUCACAUGGUCCUUGUGCAAUAUCACUCCCAAAUCGUGGCCAAGUGCUUUGAUGCCUUAUUACUUUGGAUGCUACUACGACUGGCUCCAACACACUGGACUUGAGCGGGAUCUUGAAUGUAGUUUUCACAUCGCCCUUGUUUUGAUAAACCGUUGAUGUAAAUUAGUACAUGGUCCUCCCAUACCAAGUCACAUUUUCACACAAACCUGGCCUGUAUUUGAGAAUGAGAACAUUGGAAGCAGUUAAGUAGUCAUCAGGUGUGUCUGUGUUUGUGUGUGUACAUUGGAAUCCCCUUACCUUCAGCAAAUUCCUUGUUUGAAGCCGUGGUUAGCUAUCAGUGUGCCUUUUCCUACCACAGUGGUCUGUUACUGUGCUACGUUUCCAACACGCAAUAAGGGGGGUGGGCAAUGGGGCUAAGGAUCAUUGUUUAAAUUCAAAGAAACACCUUUCUCUGAAUGAAGACUGCAAGACCAGUGUAUCUUUCUGAAUGUUACAUUGAUGAUUGAGGUUGUAACAUACAUUUAACGAAUUGUAAAAAAACAUACACACAUACAUCACAACAUAAAUAUUAAGUUCUGUAAUGGUGGCCAAAAAUGGGUGUAAUAUCUUUAAAAGUUAUUUAUUGUUUAUUUAUAUAUUUAUUCUGUUGUUAACCUUGUAGUUUCAACACAUAACAGGACUGGUAAGUUUGUUGACACUGUUCUUUGUUGUGUUGGGUGACCCAAGUUGAAUUUUGCACUCAGUGACCAAUGGAAAGGAGUCAAACAUUAUAGCCAGCUUCGAGACCUGAACAUCAACCCAGAACUGUCCUCCUGAUAGAUAAUAAUCUGAGCUGUUUUAAUGUCACUGAGCAGUUGAAGUACAAGGUUUACAGAAGAGCCAACUCUUGUCUAUCUCUAUAUGCGGCCUUAUUUCAGUGAAUAUGGAGUGUGCGUAUGUACAUUAUUUUAUUGUUUCCUUUUUCAUGUAGUGUUUUUUCUGACAAUUUGAAAUGUAAUUUUACCUAAUGUGCAGAUUAUCGUACUAAUGUUUAUUUUCCCCUUGAUCAUGUUUUGUAUGUUACCAUGUUGUUAUUUUUAUUUCAUUCUUCUCAUUGGAAUGAUGCUGACUUUACUUUUUGAAAAUUGUCUUUUAUGUUUUCUUACUGUUUUGGUGUUGGCUCCAAGCCACUGUGUUCUCUGAGGUCCUCACUGAGGCACUCAGUAAUGACAAACUUUUGAUAUAUUUUGUUCAUUAAAACAAUCACAAACGUAUGGAUCCAAACUGAGACAGCAGAGACCAUCAGUUACACCACUGAAGUAAAAUAGUAUUUCCACUGUUAUUCUCUGAUAUUGAAACUGCCUGUUUUUGAAAUGAAUACACAUCUUUUGCCAACCAUCGGAAUCUAGGUGUACUAUGUAUAUAUCCAACCAUACUGCACAACUUCUGGUGAAAUAUCACAUCCACGGUGUACAGUAUGUGAUUUUUGUGGCCAUUGAUAUUGUGGAGUUUGGUUUUGUUUUUCAUCUUGAUUUUUGUGGAGGGAGGUGCAACUCCAUGUUACAUAGAUGUUCCUCGUGCCAAGCUGCACCACCUUUCACUUUUUACUGUGUCUGUUUCAGUUUGUUUUUUAAAUGUUCUUUUUAAAAAAGAAAGGAACAAGUGAAUCUUGCACUUUUGUUCAUCUUUACAAUAACUACAAAGAGAGCAUGCAUUGCAUUAAGUCACAAUAAAAUGAUUUUAUUUCCUUCUUUGUCCAAUGGCAGGAAAGGAUAUAUUGUAUGAAUUGAGAAACAUAUGUACAUUCCAAGUGAUGCAUUUUGUACAUACAUAAAGUAUUUAAAAACA
Molecule: messenger RNA, 9836 nt
Organism: Alosa alosa (allis shad)
Lineage: Eukaryota; Metazoa; Chordata; Actinopteri; Clupeiformes; Clupeidae
Gene: unc13bb
Product: unc-13 homolog Bb (C. elegans)
Biological process (GO): presynaptic dense core vesicle exocytosis; dense core granule priming; synaptic vesicle priming
Cellular component (GO): presynaptic membrane; plasma membrane; synaptic vesicle membrane
Molecular function (GO): syntaxin-1 binding; calcium ion binding; phospholipid binding
Source: RefSeq, a predicted model, not a curated record